GUGUUAACGAACAGCACUACAGUCUUGUAGUACGAGUACUCUUUUGACUUUUCUUCAUUCACGAUUGACUUCUUAGCAAUCAGCUGUGCAGUUGCAGUAUCAAAACCAUCCACCGGUGGCGUACAAAUGUCCUAUCUCAGCGUUUUAUCAGCGUACGACUUGUACUACCGUACAACGCGUCUGCGUGCUUGAACACGAAUCAAUCAGCUGUUUUACUCUCUCUCUGGCGCUGUAGUAUUUUACUCUUUCUCUCUGGCGCUGUACUGUUUUACUCUUUCUCUCUGGCGCUGUACUGUUUUACUCUUUCUCUCUGACGCUGUACUAUUUUCACUCUGUCUUAACUUUCUCAGUCGUGUGUGUGUGGCCACUGAUAACCAAGCGAGCAAUGCAGGCCAGUGAACGACGCUUACCAAAACACAAAGACAUGCAAUCUUAUCUCCGUUAUCACCGCGAAUCCUCACCGUGUUCCACUUGAUUACAUCCGGAAAAAUGUGAGGCAAUUAGUCGAUUCUCCCAUUUCGCUGCAAUCCAAUGUUCCCGCCAUGUUCUGGCUGACGGAGUUUAAAACGCGCUGGCCGCUGCUGUACACGGUGGUGGACCGUUUCCUGGUCUUCUUCGUCCUCUUCCCCAGCGUCGUGGCCUACUGGGCGUCCAUCUGGGCGGUACUGGAUUAUCUCCUCGCCGACUUACCCAUUGAACCGCUGAUCUGGGGGUACAUUGUCGCGGGGGUGUUCGUCCUCGUAGCUCUCAACUGUUUCCAGUAUGAUCUCAAGGAGCACUUUCAGGAGCCGCACGGGAAUGUGGUGAACAUCAUCGUCAAGCGGGUGUACACCGCCGUGGCCGGGUGCGGGAAUUUGUUUCUGUGGAAAGGCGUAUGGUGGGCGCAGGACUACUACUCCGGGACCAGCGUGGCCAGCGCCGUCUUCUCCAUAGUCAUCGGCGUGAUCCUGCUGAUCUUGCUGCGGUGCUCGUGCAACGGGAUCGCCGUGCCGCUCGGCACGGCCUUCGAUGAGCAUGAACAAUUUUUUAUUAUUCCCACGCGCUUUCAGAAAAAGAAUGACGAACGCUGCCUGCUCCUGCUGGACUCCCUGUUCUCCGUGGCCGUAGUGGGCUCCCUGGUCGUCUUCGAGUGGCGCGGCAUCUGGCUGCUCCAAGACCUCCUCGUCUACCCCAACAACAAGGACAUCAGCGUCAUCCUCAGCGUCUUGAUCGGCUACUACGUGGCCAUCAUGGUGGAUAUGGCGCAGAAACCAGCGGCCAGCUUCUCCGCCUACCUGGAGAAGCACUACGGCUGGUGGUCGAAACUGGUCUUCGAGGAUCUGUAUCUGUUGCUGGCCAAGAUCUGUGUGCUGGCGGCGUGGCGGGGGCUGUGGGUGGCCUGCGAGAUGUGGAUCCGCACCCCGGAGUACGCGGUGUUGUUGGAUCGAUCGUUGAUUUUGUGUGUCGUGUCGUAUAUUAUCCCCACGGUGCUGCUGCACGCCAAUUCCUUUUUUAUCCUGGAGGUGCAGAUUGACGGGGGCAUGGCCGAUGGCGCCGGGUGUAAGGUCAAGUGCACCGUGCUCAAUCAUUACGUCGAGUUCUGGGAUCCCGAGAGCAGGAAAGCCCGCGGGAAGAGGAGAGAGAAGGAGAAAGUGGCCAUGCUGUCGCCCAUGUCCUCCACGGAGUCCACCGCGACAUCGUCCGGCGCGUCGUCCGGGCAGAAUGACGUCUCACCGGAUAAGAUUCCCAUUCCUUAAAUGCAUGCAUUUCUGAAUUUGUGGUAUUAGCCUUUCGUCCUGUCCUGCUCCUGAAUGGCAUUCACUUGGGCACGUGUAAUAUUGUGAUGCUGCCGAAUGCGGCGAUGGAAGUGUUAUAACCGAUAAAAUUUUUUAACAAAUUCCUCUAGUUUUUUGUUUGUUACGAAUUGGUCGGGAAUAGCGUCGGUUCGCACAGGUGCUGCCAAAGCGGAAGACUUCUGUUGAGAGUUAGCUAUCCUUUUUUUGAUGCUCUUCUCCAUUGAUCGUGAUUGCCGGGAAAUAAUAAAUACGUGUUUAUACUG
Messenger RNA from Paramacrobiotus metropolitanus, 2038 nucleotides. RefSeq lists its product as uncharacterized. NCBI's taxonomy places the organism in Eukaryota, Metazoa, Tardigrada, Eutardigrada, Parachela, Macrobiotidae. The record is from RefSeq and is a predicted model, not a curated record. Bases 543 to 1736 code for a protein of 397 amino acids. The transcript is spliced from 4 exons.